AUGAUCAUACUUGACAAUUUUCGAUUAGUUAUAUUUUAUAUUAUUUUUUAUUUUAAUCAUUAUGAUUGUUCAAUAAAUACUGAUUCAUCAGGAUUUAAUUUUGAACAAGAAUCAUUGCCGUAUUCUUCUUCCAUUGAAAAAAGUACUAUUGUUCGUCGAUCAGUUAGUAAUCAUAAAUGUGGAAAUUUAACUUGUAGAAAUGGUGGUACAUGUAAAGAUUAUCAAUGUCAAUGUUCUGAUAAUUUUAUGGGUCAUGAUUGUAGUAUAGCACGAUGUGGUCAUAAUUGGUGUUCGCAAACAGGCGGAAAAUGUGAUAAAAAAAAACAAAACUGUCAUUGUCUACGUCGAUCUGGUGGUCCUGAUUGUAGUGGUCUUAAAUGUGGUCAUGGAAAAGCCAAUGGUUUAGUUUGCUUUAAUGGUGCUACUUGUGGUAAUGAUUCGGAAACAUGUAAUUGUCGUUCGGGUUAUCGAGAUAAUGGAUCAGGUUGUCUAACACAAAUAUGUUCGAAUGGUGAUUUAUGUUAUACAAAUAAUGGUAUUUGUACAGCUACUGGAUGUAAAUGUCGAUCAAAUUCAACACAUGGAUCCGAUUGUUCUCAAAGAGCUUGUGGUAGAUCAGGUUUAAUCUGUCAUAAUGGAGGUUCAUGUACUGAUGAUAAACAUUGUCAAUGUUUAUAUGGGUGGACUGGUGUUACUUGUACUGGUCGAAAAUGUCCGGGAUUUAAGAAUCUUAUUUGUUCUGCAACAACAUGUCCUGCUGUGGGUCAUGCACCUGUAUGUCAGUGUCCAGCAAAUGCUAAAGGAAAUGAUUGUUCUGGAAUAACUUGUGGAAAUAAAGGAUUAGCUUGUUAUAAUAGUGGUACUUGUAAUACAUCAUCAUCAACAUGUUCUUGUUUAGCUGGAUUUGGUGGAGCUGAUUGUAGAGCUGUACAAUGUGCAGGACAUCCAAAUUUAUUUUGUUAUAAUGGUGGUUGUCCACGUGUAGGCCAUGAUCCUGAAGCACAAUGUAUCUGUUCAAAUCCUUAUACAGGUACUGAUUGUUCACAAAUGAUAUGUAGUCAUAGUGCACUGACAUGUUAUAAUAAUGGUGAAUGUACAAAUGGUCGAACUUGUAAUUGUCCACCUGGUUAUGGAGGAAUAGAUUGUCGUGGACUUCCAUGUGGAUCUGAAUUUUGUUAUAAUGGUGGAGAAUGUGUAACUAAUGGAACUACUAAACAAAUGCAAUGUGUUUGUUCAGGCAAUUAUACACUUUCUGAUUGUUCAGCAGAGAAAUGUUCUGAGAAUGGUCCUAUCUGUUAUAAUGAUGGUAUUUGUGAAAGAGAUGAUGAUGGUAAUUAUACAUGUCAAUGCAUUGGAGAAUGGGCAGGUGCUGAUUGUUCGGCGACUACAUGUCAUCAUGUAUUAUGUUAUAAUGGUGGAUAUUGUGAUGAUGAUAAAAAAGGAAAGGAUGGUUGUAUAUGUGUAGAUGGUUGGUUAGGAGCUGAUUGUCGAGCUAGAUCAUGUGGAUCUAAUGGACUUAUUUGUCAUAACAAUGGAUUAUGUGUAGUAUCUUCUAAUGGUAGUUCUGCUUGUCAAUGUGAACAUCCAUGGUUUGGUGCAACGUGUGAAGAACAGAUGUGUGGUACUGAUGGUUUAGUUUGUUUGAAUAGUGGUGUCUGUUCAUUGACUGAUACUAAUGAUACAUCGCCAACAUGUAUAUGUUCAUAUGGUUUUGCUGGUGAUGAUUGUUCAGCUGUUGUAUGUGGUUCAGAAGGUAAUGCUUGUUUCAAUCAUGGGUACUGCAAUGAAACAACUGGUAUUUGUAUUUGUCCUCCACCAUUGACCAGUGAUGAUUGUCGUGGCAAUAUUUGUGGUGCUAAUACAACCAAUAGUAUAGUUUGUCAAAAUGAUGGUAUUUGUGUAAAAAAUUCUGAUGGUGAAUGGGCAUGUAAUUGUACACGAGGAUGGACAGGUCCUUAUUGUAUGUUAAAUAUAUGUGGUGAUGAUUCAUCAUCAAGUUUAAUGUGUGCACAUGAAGGAACAUGUGUACAUUCAACAACAACAGGCUCUUAUUCAUGUUCAUGUCAAUCUCAAUGGACAGGUCCAGAUUGUUCAGGUAUGCGAUGUCAAGAACCUGACAUUACAUGUUAUAAUCAAGUUGAUUUUAAUGCUGAUGUAUGUACAUCAAAAGGUUGUGAUUGUCUUAAUGAUGGUUAUGGUGCUGAUUGUAGAGGUGUUCGAUGUGGUUUAGAACCCGGUCGAUGUUACCAUGGAGCUGUAUGUAUAGAUGCACAUAAUAGUACUUGUUCAUCGUGUCCAACUGGUAUUAGUGGUAGAGAUUGUUCUAUGAUGACAUGUCCUGGUGUUAAAAGUGGUUAUUGUUUUAAUGGUGGCGUUUGUAUAAAUGGAACAACUUGCUUGUGUGGUCAGCGAAGUGAAUGGUCAGGUGUUGAUUGUUCUGAAAGAAAAUGUUCAGGAAAUUAUAGAUGUUUAAAUGGUGGUUCAUGUAAUCAGAAGUCUAAAGAACAUUCAUGUAUUUGUCCACCGUUCUUCGAAGGAAAGAAAUGUGAAAUUCCAAUACAACAUUAA
This is a messenger RNA of Adineta steineri, 2568 nucleotides long. NCBI's taxonomy places the organism in Eukaryota, Metazoa, Rotifera, Eurotatoria, Adinetida, Adinetidae. The record is from the annotation of a GenBank genome assembly.